Messenger RNA from Nilaparvata lugens (brown planthopper), 1972 nucleotides. RefSeq names its product glycine-rich cell wall structural protein 1. The coding region runs from base 107 to 1090 and encodes 327 amino acids. The record is from RefSeq and is a predicted model, not a curated record. NCBI's taxonomy places the organism in Eukaryota, Metazoa, Arthropoda, Insecta, Hemiptera, Delphacidae. The transcript has 2 exons.
AAUAUAUAAAUAGGACAGACUUGAGCAUUGUUCAUUAAGCGACGAGUUCUCUGGGAUAACAGUGCAAGCUUAUUGAACAAUCUCAUCUAGAACUCACAUAGCCAUCAUGAAGAACACCCAAGUUUUCACGGUGCUCUCCAGGAUGUUCACCUUCUUGAGCAUGCUAUUUAUGCUUGUAAAGCCCUCAGCAGCUAUGAUGGGCAUGGGAGGAAUGGGCAUGGGUGGAAUGGGAGGUAUGAUGAGUGGGAUGGGAGGAAUGGGCAUGGGAGGGAGUAGUAUGAUGGGCAUGGGAGGGAGUAGUAUGAUGGGCAUGGGAGGGAGUAGUAUGAUGGGCAUGGGAGGGAGUAGUAUGAUGGGCAUGGGAGGAAUGGGCAUGGGAGGAAUGGGAGGUAUGAUGAGUGGUAUGGGAGGAAUGGGCAUGGGAGGAAUGGGCAUGGGAGGAAUGGGUAUGAAUGGAAUGGGUAUGGGCAUGGGAGGAAUGGGUAUGAAUGGAAUGGGUAUGGGCAUGGGUGGUAUGGGCAUGGGUGGAAUGGGUAUGGGUGGAAUGGGAGGUAUGAUGAAUGGAAUGGGCAUGAGAGGAAUGGGUAUGAAUGGAAUGGGUAUGGGCAUGGGAGGAAUGGGUAUGAAUGGAAUGGGUAUGGGCAUGGGUGGUAUGGGCAUGGGUGGAAUGGGUAUGGGUGGAUUGGGAAUGGGAGGAAUGGGUAUGGGAAGUAUGAUGGGAAUGGGUGGAAUGCUUGGAUCCCAUUCUCUGGGUAAUGUGAAUCAAAUGAUGAUGAUGAUGGGUAUGGAUCCAUUUGGUAUGAUGCUUAGGUAUCCAGUACUAUAUGCAGUCUCUGUGAAGAUGAUGGGUGGCUGCUUCUUCAAGGCACUGAUUUUGGCACUCACCAUGAAGAUGUUCAGAGUGGCAAUCAUGCCACUUAUGAUGUUGAGUAAUAUGUUAGGAAUGGGAAACCUGCUAGGUGGCUUAGGAUUGGGCGGAGGAAUGGGCAUGGGCAUGGGUAGUAUGAUGAGUGGCAUGGGUGGUAUGGGUGGUAUGAUGGGUGGCAUGGGGCUUCGUAUGAAGAGGGCGAUCGAGCAGAGAAUCCACUAACUCCAGCCAACCGACAUCACAUCAAAGAGCAUCGAUCAUCAUGUAGCAUUUUUCAAUUGAACGGAAAGUUGUUGAUCUAAUCCAGUAGAACCAGUAACCAUAAAUACUGUAAAUCUGUAACGUAAAUGUUCACUGGCUAUUUGGCCUAGUACUUGAAUAAAUGAUUAUUGCAUUACUAUUGCAUUAAUCAUCAUGCAAUAUUUUGUCAAUUGAGAGCGAAAUCAUUGAUCCAAUCGAGUACACUCACCAGUAUUGAUUAAGAUAAUUUGUAACAUAUUAAGUUUGAAGCUCACUGGUUAUCGCAAAUAUCAAUUGAAUAAAUUAUUAUUGUAUCUAUUCCCACUUUGUUACAUUUGAAUAGCUGAUGACUAGAUGAUACUAAACAUUGGAAUAUUUUGCUCAGAAAAUGUGUUCAACGAUGUUUUAAAGAAAAGUAACACCAUUGAAGAUACACAUCAAUUUCAUAGAGUGUAUCUUUAUAGUUAUCAGGAUAGAUUAUGGUAUUGGCUAGGACAAGUAGAUAACAUGAACUCAAACUGGAAGAAGAAUCUAGGAAGUAGAAACUUCAUAACUUAUUUGACUCAAUGAGUUUCAACAUUGUGAAGAAAUAUAAUAAGCAAUAGAACGAAAGAAAAACCAGAUUGAUAAGCUUUCUUUAAAACAUUUGUGAUUCGGAUCAGAUUUCCGAAAAUGUACUUCAUACUCCCAAUAUACAUACUUAUGAAAAGGAUUGAACAGCAGAUUCAAAUUCCUCCACGUGUAUGAUAACAUUUAUGUAAUAUGAUAUCGUAAUUAUAAAUAAUGCAUGUUCCAAGGAGAAAGCGAACCGUAAGUUCCAUUAUUUGUAUUGAAUAACAUCGAAUAAAAACUGUGUUUCGAUAA